Messenger RNA from Magnusiomyces paraingens, 2391 nucleotides. RefSeq lists its product as uncharacterized. The coding region runs from base 1 to 2391 and encodes 796 amino acids. The record is from RefSeq and is a predicted model, not a curated record. The transcript is spliced from 3 exons. NCBI's taxonomy places the organism in Eukaryota, Fungi, Ascomycota, Dipodascomycetes, Dipodascales, Dipodascaceae. Gene Ontology annotation, molecular function: helicase activity; ATP binding.
AUGGCUAACUUAUUCUACGAUGAAGUCUUGCGAUGGGAUUAUCAUGCAUCGAUGAAUUUUCCUCAAUAUAUCCCGUCUCUCAAAAAACAAACAAGAAACUAUAACCAACCCGUUCCUACAACGUUUAAAACCGCUGCUGAGUACAUUCAAGUAUUUACCAACAUGGUAUUACUUGAAUGCUGGCAUGCCAUCAAAUCUCCUUCAGACGAAGAUACCCCAUCACCAGUACCCUUCACGUGCACACUAUUAAAAACCUUUGACUAUAUCGAUUCAUACAAUCCUCAAUAUGGAAGAAAAAGGAAACACCAGUUACAGGGACGUGUAUCCGACGUAUUUGUUACGGUUUCUAAACUUGAGUUUGUAAAAAGUGCUGCAUUUUGUAAUGACUUGAUUUUGCUUUCACAAAUGCCUGAGAAAAAAGAAACUACAGCUGCUACUAUAUUUCCGGACCCAAAGACCCCACACGUAUUUGCACAUAUUGUUAAUGUCCGGUUUAAAGGCAACCAUGAUGUAACUCUCAAAGUCAAGAUGAUUCCGUUACAUGAGCUAGGUUUUUUUGAAGGAGCCAAGCUGCAAGGAAUUAGAGUGUCGAGCUUUCAAAGAGAAUAUACGGCUGUAAUGAACUUGCCAAAAAUGGUUAUGCGAAAUCACAUUCUCAAAGGAACAGUGAAAACAAUUAACUCGGCUAAAAAUGAUAACCAAUUAUUGCAGUAUACUAUUGAAUCAUUUGGCAUAAAUCAAUCUCAGGCACAAGCUGUAAUUUCCAGUCAAAAUAAUUCAUUGACACUUAUUCAAGGACCACCAGGAACAGGGAAAACCAAAACUAUUAUUUCCUUAAUUGGUUCACUGCUAUCUCAACCAAACAAACCAGUUCCCGACAACUAUAAAAUCUUGGUCUGUGCCCCUUCAAAUGCAGCAGUCGAUGAGAUAGUAUUGCGACUUAAAGAUGGCAUUGAUGGAUAUGGAGGCCUAGUUAUUAAACCAAAGGUGUUGCGUUUGGGUAAAAAAGAAUCUGUAAAUGUGAAUAUCCAUGACGUUACACUGACUGCCAUUAACGAAAAAGAAUUGGAAUUUCAUAAAAUUGAUUUUUAUUUAAAACAACGCCGUAGUUUAUAUGAAUCUCUAGAAGAGUCUCAAAUACAACUUGAGGCAAUUAACAAACAAUUGAAUUUUUUAAAAGAGACGCGAAAGAAAAAUGAAAAACUUAAAAAUGAAGCUAAAGAAAUACAAAACAAACUACUCAGCAUUAAACGUAAACUGAGUGAGUGUCAUAGACACAUUGAUAAUUAUAAUUCACAACGGAAUUGGAAGUCAAGAAAAGCAAUUAAAGAUUGCUGCAUUCUUUGCACAACUCUUUCUGGAGCUGGCCAGUUUUUAGUUUCCGCUCAGAAAAUAGACUUUAAAACUGUCAUCAUUGACGAAGCUGCUCAAGCUGUUGAAGCAUCCACUUUAAUCCCGCUCCUUUACAAUUGUAAGCGUCUUGUACUUGUGGGGGACCCUAAGCAACUUCCACCUACAGUAUUAUCGCCAGUGGCAUUUGGGCUAGGCUACGGGAGAUCUCUUUUUGAACGGAUAUAUAUGAAUGCCUCAAAAAGUGUGAUGGUUUUGGAUACUCAGUUCCGUAUGCACCCGGAAAUUUUGAAUUUUCCCAACCAGCAAUUUUACAAUGGGAAUAUUAAAAAUGGAGCUAAAGUUUAUGAAAAAACUUAUCGGAAAUGGCAUGGGAAGGACUCCAAAGCAUUUGGACCACUGUGUUUGUUUGAUAUGGAUAAAAGUCAUCAUAAAAAGCAUCUAAAAACCAUGUCACUCUACAAUGAGUUUGAAAUGGAGCUAGUUGGAAAGUUAUUUGAGUUGCUGAGAAAAAUACUAUUUGAUAAUUGCUUUCGAAUAAAGAAAAAAGAAAAAGAUUCAAUUGGAAUUAUUUCUACCUACAAACGACAAGCUGAAAUGUUAGAAAAAAAAUUUAUUAAAAAGUUUGGUGAAAAAAGUCUUGAAUUUGUUACAUUCAACACUGUUGAUGGAUUUCAAGGUCAAGAAAAAGAUAUCAUUAUCUUAUCCUGUGUGCGCGCAUAUAAGGAUGAUGUUGAGGACAAGAAUGUUGGAUUUUUACAAGACUUGCAAAGAAUGAAUGUGGCCUUGACAAGAGCAAAGUGCUCAUUAUGGGUCAUUGGAAAUUUCAAUACACUACGAAGUCAUCCGACCUGGGCCCGGCUCUACAAUAGUGCACGAUCCCGGGGGUAUGUUUUUCGUGUUGAGGGAGAUUUAAGUUUCAAAUGGAUAAAUGAAGAAAAUGAAGAAGAAAAAACUGGGAUUGAAGAACAAAAAGGAAAAGACAAAAACACGGAAUUAUAUUGCCAUUUUGACCGUUUACAGGAAACAAUUGUGUUUUAA